AUGUCGAUGAUUUCCGCUUUCUAUAGUGGCAAGUCCAUUCUUGUCACGGGGGGCACGGGGUUCAUGGGUAAAGUGUUGAUGGAGAAGCUGCUUCGCACCAGCCCAGAUCUGAAGAUCAUUUACAUCCUUGUGAGACCGAAGGCUGGCCAAACAUUACAGCAAAGAGUUUUCCAUAUCCUAAAUAGUAAGCAUAUAGUGAAGCUCUACACGGUCCGAUCGGAUUGUAUGAAUCGGAAUUCGCUCAGUGUCAGAGGUAACUUCCUAGACAUUCAGCGGGACUUAUCUUGUCCUCUCUGCCAACAUACUGGGCGGAUCAGAGAAAAAGCCAUACAACUUAACGUGGUUGCCACCCAACAGCUCUUAACUAUGGCCAGUCAAAUGGAAAAGCUAGAAGCCUUCAUCCAUAUGUCUACUGCUUUCUCAAAUUGUAACCUGAAGCACAUUGAUGAAGUGGUCUAUUCAUGCCCUGUGGAGCCCAACCAAAUCAUUGACUCCUUGGAGUGGUUAGAUGACUCUAUAAUUGAAGAUAUCACACCCAAGCUGAUUGGAGAUCGGCCCAAUACUUAUAUCUACACGAAGGCCUUAGCAGAGAUCCUGGUGAAACAAGCCAGUGGGAACCUAAAUAGGGCUAUCAUCAGGCCUUCCAUUGUGGGAGCAACUUGGCAGGAGCCUUUCCCAGGUUGGGUUGAUAACCUCAACGGGCCUUCUGGGAUUAUUAUUUCGAUUGGGAAAGGCUUAAUUCGGUUCUUAAAAGGUACCCCCCUGGCUAUAGCAGACAUCAUUCCCGUCGAUACCGUUAUCAAUCUGACGUUGGCCGCAGGAUGGUACACUGCAGUCCACAGACCUAAAAAUACGUUAAUCUAUCACUGCACAUCUGGUACCAUCAAUCCCUGUCAGUGGAGAGAAAUGGGGUUCACAAUCAUGGAAACCUUUAACAAAGUUCCAUUAGAAAGACCUUUCAGAGUGCCAGCUAUUGGAAUGGCAUCCAACAGGCUCACCAACAAGUACUGGGAUGCAGUCGCCCAUCGAGGCCCUGCCAUGAUCUUCGACGUCUACUUGCGCCUCACAGGAAGGAAGCCCAUGAUGACAAAGCUCAUGAAUCGGCUUUUAAAAACGACUUCGAUGAUGGAGUAUUUCAUCAGCCACACCUGGGAAUGGAGCACCUACAAUACAGAAGUGCUAAUGCUCGAGCUCAGUCCAGAAGAUCACAAAAUAUUCAAUUUUGAUAUACGUCCAUUGAACUGGAUGGAAUACAUUGAAAAUUAUGUUUUGGGAAUUAAGAUGUACUUAUUAAAAGAGGAUAUGGCUAGAGUCCCAGAAGCAAAAAAACAAUUCAGAAGGAUCCGAAAUAUUCACUACCUCAUGAAUACUAUCUUGUUCCUCAUCGCCUGGCGCCUGCUCAUUGCAAGAUCUCAGAUAGCUCGGAAUGUCUGGUUCUUCCUCGUUCACUUCUGUUAUAAAUUCCUCUCUUACUUUAGGGCAUCUAUCACACUCAAGGCAUAAGAAUACUCUGUAACCACCUAUUAUCUGGAACCUCUUAGACACUUCUAAAACAGCCAACUGUGCUUCUCAAGCUGAGGAUGUAACAAGGAACAUGCCCAAAUGCAUUACUGUCAAAUGUGCUGUCACACAUGCCCUCCUGUGUCUUAACAAUUCUCUUUUUUCCCCCAGCAAGAGAAGGAAAGUUAUUCUAGUUCAUAAUCAUAUAACUAGAUUGUUAGAAAAAAAUUACUUUCCAUCACUCCCUUAUAGCCCAUUUAUAUGUUCUUGCAUAUAUAACACCAAAACGUUCUUUCUAGUCUUUCUUUUCUCCUUGAAAGAUGAUUCAACUCAAUAAACAUGAAAAAGCAGUGGGAGAAGCUGAAAAGUGCUAAAGAAAGGUACUUCUGACCUUGAGAUGUUCUGGGAUACCUUGUAGAAAGGUCUAUAAUCAAGUUCAGUAAUGGAGGAAAGGUCUCAACUUCCUUACACACACUGUAAGAGAAAUCAUUCUCCACUGAAAAAGCGUCUCUUUCCUUUCUGUGUUAUACUCUGAAAUUCUAUUUAGAGGUGGGAGAAUUGGAAAAAUGAGUUCACGUUUCAGUUUCUUCAACUACAAAGCAGAACACUCCCCAUUCACCCCUCCAAAAAAAUACACACCUAUUGACUGUCAAGUAAUUCUGACUUAAGACAAACCCAUGUGCUUUACGAGUAAAAUUCCGCUCCAGGGGCGUCCUUGACUAUUAUCUUACUCAAACAGAUUAAGAGGCCUAUUUGCCCAUGGCACCACUGGCUGGAUCCAAACUGCCAACCUUUCUGUUAGUAGCUUAGAGCAAACAAUUUGUACUACCUGAGGACCUUUCCUCAACUAUACUCACCUUUUAAGCCUAAAACUGAAUACAAGAUGUCAGUCAUGUAUGGAAUAUUGAGCCAGGGAGGGUUUCCACUGCAGUGUACUUACUCAUGCACCCAGGACAGCAAGGACUCAAAUAUAUUUGCAUUUGGGACACUAUUAUGCUUUCAAGUAAAAUUAGUCUCUCAUUUUGAGUUGGACAACUCUUAUUUCUAAAUGCCUUCUUCAAAAUCACCAUUUUGGUAACCCUCUUGAGUUUCUUGUUCAUCAAACUCCCCAAAUGCUUGCAUUUAAGCUCUUGCAUCCAGGCCUCGAUUAGCACGGCUCAUGUGAAGUUAGUUGUUCUAAGCUAGGAUCACAUAGAAACCCAUUCCCUUGCUCUUUGUCAUUAAAGAAAACAGAAUUGCAAAU
Echinops telfairi (small Madagascar hedgehog) is the source of this 2743-nucleotide messenger RNA. RefSeq names its product fatty acyl-CoA reductase 2 (gene FAR2). The record is from RefSeq and is a predicted model, not a curated record. The transcript is spliced from 11 exons. Gene Ontology annotation, biological process: long-chain fatty-acyl-CoA metabolic process. Lineage: Eukaryota; Metazoa; Chordata; Mammalia; Afrosoricida; Tenrecidae. The coding region runs from base 1 to 1503 and encodes 500 amino acids. Gene Ontology annotation, cellular component: peroxisome. Gene Ontology annotation, molecular function: alcohol-forming very long-chain fatty acyl-CoA reductase (NADP+) activity.